Messenger RNA from Stegodyphus dumicola, 1687 nucleotides. Its product is annotated as glutathione synthetase-like. NCBI's taxonomy places the organism in Eukaryota, Metazoa, Arthropoda, Arachnida, Araneae, Eresidae. Gene Ontology annotation, molecular function: glutathione binding; ATP binding; glutathione synthase activity. Gene Ontology annotation, biological process: glutathione biosynthetic process. The record is from RefSeq and is a predicted model, not a curated record. Gene Ontology annotation, cellular component: cytosol.
UUGUAAGAAGUCGCGAAAUUCUGAUUUAUAUAAGUUGUAGAUUGAAUGCAUCGAUUUUGUUACUUGUUUUGUUCUUUAUUUUGUUAUAUAUAUAUAAUAGCAAUUAAUGCUCAGUUAAUUGUAUUAGAUAUUUUACUAUAAGAUAUGUUAAGGUGUUCUUAAGGUAUAAAAGUAGGAGUUUCUGUAUUGUUGUUUAACUGCUAAAGGCACAAAAUCGUCUGCUCUCAAUUUAAGAAAUUACAAUGGAACAGCAUAUUUUGAAUACAAGGUUCGGUAUUGAUGAGGAGAACUUGGAUGCUUUGGCUGAAGAUGCAAAGGAUUAUGCUUUUUCGAAAGGUAUUGCUAUGAGAGCAUCUGAUUUACCAUUGGAUGCUAGGGUACCACUUUCUUUUUGUAUUGUUCCAUCACCAUUCCCUGCAAAAUUUUUCCAAUUUGUAUAUGACUUGCAACCUUAUAUUAAUUUAAUUCUCCAUCAACUCUCUUAUUCUAAAGAAAUUCUCAAAAAAUGUUUGUCUAGUACAAUUGAAGUGGAUGAGUUUACUCGAAAUAUUUUCAAGAUCUAUGAAGAAUGUGAUCAAGAAAUUUCAGAACAGCAGUUGAGUUUGGGUUUAAUACGUUCAGAUUAUAUGUUGAACACUGACUCAUCCCAAAAGAUAACAGGCAUUAAACAAGUUGAAAAUAAUACCAUUGCAUCAUCCUUUGGUGGAUUGGCACCAAGAAUUCGAGAUUUGCAUGAGUUUGUCUUGGAAAAACUUGGCCAGAAAAGUUUUGAACAUAAAUUACCAAUUAAUGAAUCUGUGUAUGAAUUAGCAAAAGGCAUAAUAUCUGCUUGGGAUGCUUAUGAGAACCAAAAUGCCAUUGUUCUUUUUGUCGUAGAAGAAACUACCUUGAACAUAUGUGAUCAACGUGCAUUAGAGUAUGCUAUUUUAGAUUUUGAAAGUAAAAUAUCUGUAUUGCGAUGUUCAUUUAAGGAACUCAGAAAUACUGCUAAAUUACGAGGGAAAAAUUUAUUGGUGAAAGAUAAAGAAGUUGCAGUUGUCUAUUAUCGUACUGGAUACAUUCCAGAGCAUUAUGAACCUGAGGACUGGGAAGUUAGGCUUUUGAUGGAGCGUUCUGCUGCUAUUAAAUGCCCCUCAGUUGGAUUACAUUUAGCAGGUACAAAAAAAGUUCAACUUUACUUGACUAAGCCUGGAGUGCUUGAAAACUUUGUUAGCCAUGACAUUGCGGAAAAGUUGCGUGAAGUAUUUGUUCAUCAGUAUGCACUUGAUAUGGGACCAGAUGGCGAUAAAAUAAUUUCUAUGGGUAUACAGAAUCCUGAUAAAUAUGUAAUGAAACCAGAAAGAGAAGGUGGAGGAAAUAAUAUAUAUGGUGAAGAUGUGAAACGUCUUUUGGAAGAUAUUAGAUUGACUGAAAAAAGGAAAGCAUAUAUACUGAUGGAGCGCAUUAAACCUCCUGGCAUUCCCAACUGUAUUAUUCAGAGAGAUAAAGUACCAGAAACAAGUAACAUUGUGUGUGAGCUUGGAAUUUUUGGUGUUAUUUUAGGGAAUAAAAAAGAUGUAUUUAUUAAUAAUGCUGCAGGUCAUCUUCUACGCAGUAAGAAAAUUGAUUCCAAUGAAGGUGGCAUUGCUGCAGGUUUUGGAGCACUGGAUUCUCCAUACUUAGAAUAAUUUUUUUUAUAAAUUCAUUA